Molecule: messenger RNA, 2019 nt
Organism: Habropoda laboriosa
Lineage: Eukaryota; Metazoa; Arthropoda; Insecta; Hymenoptera; Apidae
Product: odorant receptor 13a-like
Exons: 8
Coding region: 1-2019 (672 amino acids)
Biological process (GO): detection of chemical stimulus involved in sensory perception of smell; sensory perception of smell
Cellular component (GO): plasma membrane
Molecular function (GO): olfactory receptor activity; odorant binding
Source: RefSeq, a predicted model, not a curated record
AUGAGCUUGAAAUAUCGUCAAGACGUUUCCUUUAGAUUAGCCAACUUUUUUCUGUAUGUUGUCGGCUUCUGGUUCGCCGCUAAUCGUAUAGAGGAAUGGUUCAGAAACGCUGCGAUUCUGUAUACCAUUGUCACGGUCUUCUUUGUCAUGUGGCUUCAGCUGAGAGGGCUUUAUUUCUCCUGGGGAAACUUUGAAGUUUGCAUGUACAUGGCAUGCAACAGUAUAGCCCUGGUUUUGGAUAUAAUCAAGAUUUUCGUCCUAGUCGUACGGAAGAAAAAGUUUCUCGGUCUGAUUGAGUACAUGCAGAAGAAUUUCUUUCAUUUGAACUACGAUCAGGACGAGAAUUCUAUUAUCGCACACGCGAAACGAACGUGCAUCUACUUCGUCUGCGUCUUUUCAUUUUGUUCUCAAUCUACAGUUUUUUCCUAUAUAAUAAGGCCAUUUGUAUCAAAUCUUGGAAAGAAUGAAUCUGAUAGAGAACAUAUAUACGAUAUGUGGCUCGAUCUACCAUUAUCCGUAACACCAUAUUAUGAAAUUACUUACAUAAUACAGGCUUUAUCUGUGUACCAAGUUGGAGUGUGUUACCUUUGCUUUGAUAACAUUUUUUUCAUUAUGUGUCUACACGUGGCUGGUCAGUUUCGUAUACUACAAUACAGAAUUGCCAAUGUGUCAGGUCUAAGCGAGAUAGUGAAGAGCAAUGAUAAUACAAGCACGGCUGAAUUAUACUCAGAGAAAUGUUACAUCAAGUUUAAGAAUUGCAUUCAACAACAUCAGGCACUAAUUGAAUUUUGUGAAAUACUCGAAGAGGUAUUCACGGUAAUCGUACUCGGACAAGUACUAAUGUUUAGCAUAAUAAUUUGCUUCGCCGGGUAUGAAGUACUCCUGAUAACGUUACCAUUUGAAUCGCGCGUUGCUUUCACGUGCUUCUUGAUUACGGGCGUGAGUCAACUAUGGAUGUUCACGUACAGUUGCAAUUGCAUAACAACAGAAAGCCUGAACAUCGCUGAAUCUGUGUACGCUGGACCAUGGAUAAAUUUACCAAUGGAUAAAUUUGGAAAACUGCUAAGAAAGGAUUUACAAGUGCUCAUCUUGAGGGCGAGACGACCUUCCGCUUUGACUGCCUGUGGAUUCUUUUCUAUAACUCUCGAAACCUUUACUAAGAUCAUGAGUACAUCAAUGUCGUAUUUCACCCUACUAAAACAAAGUGCCGAGGACACAGUAAUAAAAAAUUUAGGCCAUAUCAAGCCAGAAGUGUUGCUUUCUGUAUAUAACCUAUGUUUAAGAACGAAUGUUAUACCCACAACGUGGAAAACAGCGAAUUUAAUGAUAAUACCUAAAACACUAGACGGGGAUAAGCAACAGCUGAGCGCUUAUAGGCCUAUCGCGCUUUUGCCGGUUACAAGCAAAAUCUUUGAGAGAAUUUUGGAUGACAGAAUUCAGGUUAGUUGCAUUGAACAAAAUUUAACGAGCGAAGAACAGUAUGGUUUUAAAAAAGGUUUUGGCAUAGAGGAUGUUUUUUUUAAAUUUAAGGAGGAAAUAGCUGUCACAAAUAAAAAGAAACGAAAAAUAGUAAUCAGAACAAAACACGGAAAGAUUAGUCAUCGGGUGCAAAGAGGGUCCAUUCUUGGAUCAGCCGCCUGGAACUGGAGCUUGGAGCAAUUUCUGGGGCAAAUAUCUAAUAUCGUAGAAGCAGAUACUGUUCAGGUCUUAGCAUAUGCUGAUGACAUUCUCUUUGUCAUCAAAGGAUAUUCCAGAGUAGAGCUUGAGCGGCAUGGGAGCAUUGUCAUGACGACGCUGCAGGAUUGGUGCCACGAGAAUAAGUUGUCGGACAAAAAGAAGAAAACAGUGGCGGUUUUUGUCAGGGGUAAAUUAGACAUUAGGAGACCAUCAUCAAUUAAGAUCAACCAAAAUACGGUUAGACAUACACACGAAUACAAAUAUCUUGGCAUAACUAAAGACUCAAAAUUAAAUUUCAUAUCACAUGUAAAAAGAUUGCGCGAAAAAUUUAGCAUAAGUUAA